Molecule: messenger RNA, 2247 nt
Organism: Chrysoperla carnea
Lineage: Eukaryota; Metazoa; Arthropoda; Insecta; Neuroptera; Chrysopidae
Product: nose resistant to fluoxetine protein 6-like
Exons: 11
Coding region: 35-2125 (696 amino acids)
Molecular function (GO): acyltransferase activity, transferring groups other than amino-acyl groups
Source: RefSeq, a predicted model, not a curated record
UAAGCAUAAUGAGUUUGACGUUCUAGUUUUAAAAAUGUUUAAGUAUAUUUUUUUUUACAUCGUCUUAGUAAAUUUUCAAUUUAUAAAAACAGAAAAUGUAGUGAACCAGAAAAAUUUUAAUAUUAGUGAACAUGAAAAUUAUUCCGACAAUGAAAAACAAAGUGUUACUGAAUAUUUCAACAAUUAUUGGUUGAAACAAUUACCAGCAUUUGACCUAACUAUAUCUGAUACGAUUACACCAAAAUGUCGUUUGCAUAGCGAAGAAUAUCAACAAGAACUACAAAACUUAACAUUGUGGGCACUUAAAAUGUAUGAUGCGUCAGCCAAAAUACCAUUAGGUAUAUUAAGUGGAAAUUUAAACCAAUAUGGUAAUUUUGAUGAAUGUCUUAAUACGCAUUCUGACAAUGGUGAAAUUUCUGGACAAUAUUGUAUGGCUGAUAUAGAAAUUAUGGAACCAAAUUCAAAGUACUUACGUGAAUUGCAUAGUCUCAUAUAUGCACAUUUUCCCAUGCGUAGUGGUAUUAAUGAUCCUGGGCAUACUGCUCCACGUUGGUCUUCAAUUUUUUGGGCAGUAUGUGUACCGGCUUCUUGCUCACAUGAAGAUGUAGAAAUUGGGAUCAAAAAUACACUAAAAUCUUUUCAAGAAAAAAGUGGAAUAUCUUUAAAAAUAAGAGUAUUUAACGAAUCAUGCCAAACAGCGGAAAAUGAAAUUUCAUGGGCAACGAUUUUAAUCGGUUUCCUUUUAACAAUUUUUAUUGGUUUUGUAUUUAUUAUUACCUUAAUCGAUUAUUUCUUACAAUAUCCACUGGAUAAUAUUCACGGAAUGCAUGGAAUAUUGCUUGCAUUCUCGUUACGUCGAACCUUGCGAAAUGUAUUUUCAUUAGAUCGACCGAAAGACGAUAUUGAAUGUGUUCAUGGUGUACGAUUUUUCAAUAUGAUUCUUAUCUAUCUUAUUCAUAAAUCACUGGGUGUUUUAUUUGCUGGAUUCGUAAAUAGAACAGAUUUAACAGAGGCGAUGUCAAGUAGUGUGUCGAUUCCUGGUCGAGCUGUAUAUUUGCUCACUGACACAUUUUUAAUGCUUAGUGGAAUGUUGUCUGCUUAUUCAUAUUUUGGACGAAAAAAUCGUGGAACACAAAUACAUUUAAAGGAUGAAUACAUAUCCCGAUUGAUUAGAAUUAUACCACCUAUGAUGGCUAUGGUCUUAUUUGUCGGAUUUUUUCAACCCCAUAUAGGAUCUGGGCCAAAAUGGAAGUCAAUUGUUACACAUAGUGCAAAACUUUGCCAAAAUUAUUGGUGGCGUAAUUUGUUAUUUAUUCAAAACUAUUUUGGAGAAGAAGUAAUGUGUCUUCCUCAUUCACAUCAUAUUGGAAGUGAAAUGCAACUAUUUCUAGUAUCUCCAUUAUUCUUUUGGACGUUAUGGAAAUGGAAGAAACUUGGAAUUAUGAUGCUACUAGCGGCAGCUAUAUGGUCGACAGUUUUACGUUUUAAUGUGAUGUACUAUAAUGAUUACUCAGUUAGUUUCCAUUUUGGCGCAAGCAUUAAACAAUUGUAUGCAGGAAUCAAUAAUAUGUACAUUAUACCAACGCAUCGUGCAACUAGUUACCUUAUUGGUGCCUUAUUAGGCUACUAUUUACGUAAUAUCCCAAAAAUGACCAUAAAACCAGCAGUAUUAAAUACUGGUCAGACUGCGGCUAUUAUAUUACUUUGUUUGUCAAUGUAUGAGCCAACAUUAAUGAGUCAAAAAUCAUAUAAACAUAAUUCAAUUGAUGAAGCAUGGUUUGCUGCUUUUGGAUCAAUCACAUGGUGCUUAUUCUGGGCAUGGAUUAUUUUUAGUGAUUAUUCUGGUAAUCGAAAUAUGUUUACAAAAUUUUUGUCAUGGCCUGGAUUUUUAAUAACAACACGAAUAUCUUAUGCAGUUUAUUUAACACAGCUUCCAAUUAUCUUGCAAAAUGCAGCUUCAACUCGAGCUUCCGAGCAUUUUCAAUUCAGUACAGUAAUGUAUAAUUUUCAUGAAUUUGGGUGUAUCAUUAUUGCAUCGCUAGUUUUAACAUUGUUAUUCGAAACUCCAUUUGAAACAAUAAAGAAAAUAUGUUUAAAAAGAUAUGAAAACAAACUUAAUAAUUAAGAAAGUUAAUUAUGAAAGUACUUAUAAAAACACUUGAUGAUGCUCAAGACAAUUUGGGAGAGAGACAUCAUCAGAUUAAUUGGUUAUGAAAAAUGGGUCACUUCAAUUUGAUACAUCAAUAG